CGUCGCCCGAGGCGCCGUACUGCGUACAGUGAAAUGCAUUUGCACCGCCGGUUUCGUACAGCAUUUGAAGAGACGAACAACAAGAUUUCUUCAACACAAAGCCACCCCUGCGAGACGCAAGCCUGCACUUAACGCCCGUUUUCAGUCCACAACAAAGGCUCCUUUGCGCCAUGCUACAUUCCGCCCGCGCGCGACAGCUGCUUUUCUCGUCCAGGUCGCCCGCUUCUCUCGAGGUCAUCAUCACCGCUCAUGCCCCCGACCCCUGACCUCGUUUUUGAUUUGGGAUCCGUCUGCCAACAACCACUGCUGCCCGAUGUCUUCGCACUGGAAAGUCAUCCAUCGCUGUCUGUGACCGGACCUGAUCUCAACACUCUUGCACCUUUCUCUUUGCACAUCCAACCUCCGCCGCCCAUAUUCACGAAGGUGUUUGGUCUCGAUUUUCGAGGAAGACCUCGUUCUUGCUCGGCAACAAAUAUCUCGGGGGCUCCAUCCAUUGAACCGCCAUCAUGCCGCCUAGGCAAGGUCGUGGCGCCCGCUCGGGAGACACCCCAGGGGCGCCUGACCCAUCGCCAAGAGCGCAGAGGACUCCAGGACCGUCCAGGUUGAGUACCGCGUAUGGAUCUCCCGCGCAGCUCGCCCCGUCCCGCGCCUCCGUGCAAACAACGAAUGUCGGCAUGGGCGAUGCCAUCAGAUCCGUGCAACAACAUAACCCAGACGCACAGAGAGGCAGAAGGAGUCAACGGAACCGAGGCUCUGCGGUCCCUCCUGCAAACCCUCCUGCGCCGCCUCCUCAACCUCCGCUUCCUCAACCUCCGCUUCCUCCACUUCCACCCCCAGGACCGGCAGGCAACAACAACAACAACAACGGGUCAGUUGGUGGACGGGCAAGGACCGCCCAACCUGAUGCCAACAAUCCGAGGGCAUAUCGAUUCAUGUCGGUACCACUUCACUCUGAUACUCCGUCUCACAGAAGCUUCAUUGAGGAGAGCGAACUCUACCAAAAUGCAAACGUCGGGACACCGGGAUCAUCCAGACCACCCCGACAACAGCCAACUGCUGCGUCGCAUUCUGGAUCGGAUUCCAUCGAUGACAAUGACGACGAGGAUCCACUACAACGCGGUACGCCUAGCGGUUCGAGGGUCAGUAGAGAUCCAACGACGAUCUCACGUCCUCCACCGAGCUAUCGGCCAAUCAGCUGGGCCGAUCGCUUCACACAAGGUGGUGGAUUCGGAGGAACAGCUCCUGGCCCGCCUCCGGAUACCACCGCCACUCCUACAGGAGAUGAUACUAGAGUUCCAGGACUUCCACCCCCUGGAGGGCUACCUACCCCGAGUGACAAUUCAGGGGUGACACCGACCGGAGGCCAAGGCACCCCCAUACAGCAAAAUGAUGGAGUUCCGGGCACUGGAUUGUUGAACAUCCCCGGACGCAACACGAGACCCCCACCCUUUAAUCCUCCAACAGGAGGACCAGCCACCGGAGAUCAACCAGGUACUGUGACUUGGGAGAGUUUGGGGGUACCCACCCCUGGAGCACCCACCCCUGGAGCACCCAUCACUGGAGCACCCAUCACUGGAGCACCCAUCACUGGAGCACCCAUCACUAGAGCACCCAUCACUGGAGCACCCAUCACUGGAGCACCAAUCACUGGAGGGCCUGGUACUGGGACAACCGGUACCGGAGGAAACGGUAUGGUGCCCGGCCCUCCUGGCCCUCCUGGCCCUUCUGUCCCUCCUGUUAUUCCUGGCCAGCGACGCUCUAACAGAGGUAACCAGCAAGCGCCUGAUCGAGGCACCAAUCAAGGCUCUAACGACGGCGCUCAGCAAGGGGGUAGUGAAGGAACGCAGGGCCCUAGGGGACCGCCAGGAGCACCAGGACAGCCCGGGCUACCGGGACUACAAGGACAGCAAGGGCCGCGCGGUCAGCAAGGACAGAAGGGAGACAAGGGAGAGCAGGGACAGCAGGGACAGCAGGGACAGCAGGGACCACAAGGGCCGGCGGGGCCACGGGGGCCGCCAGGGCCGCCAGGGCCAGCAGGCAACGGCACCGAUCUCCCACCAGACGUUUUGUUUGAGGCCGACAAUGUCAUCGCUCGAAGCCUCAAUUGGCUGUACGAGGCUCUCAACAUUGGCCAGUUGCCACGUUGGCUUAGCACACCACUGCAAAUGUUCGCCCUCUUCACCUUGGUCAUGUGGCUCCUGUUGAUCCUUAUCGAGCUUUUCGUCCCUGCGGUUGGAUGGGACGGCAUCGUGGUCAACAAACGCUUUGAGUAUCAUGGGAAUUCGCUUGUGGGUUGGAGGCAAAACAUCAUGCAGUUUGUACCGUGGAUCUUGCUGCAUCCUCUUGCUACUGUGACCGGCAAUCUGGACUACGCAGACUAUCGCACCACCAUAAACUGGUUGCAAUUGAACCAAGAUGCCACUGGGAAGAAAGUGGACACUCUCACAGAGGCCGUCGGACAGCUGCGCAGGAUUCUUCCAGAGCUCAUCAAGGUGGACGCUGGCAUCGCUACGUCCGAGUGGAAAGUCGAGGACACUUUUUGGCAUGCCUUGAAUGACGAGAUGAAGAAGGGAGGCUUACUGUGGCAUCUGCUCAGCAUGCACAAAGGGGAGAAUGGUUCUUAUACCAUCUCAGACGCGCACUGGGAUGCCAUCAAGCAACGACUACGUGAGGAGGACUCGACUUCUCACCAGUCAGGGAAUGAUGACCCACUGGCGCUGAGCAACGAGGUCAUGAGAUACGUGGACUUGUCCGUGUCCAAAUCUUUCCGGGAUUGGCUCUCCAAAAACGCAGAUGACGUGCGCAAGGCACAGGGCACUGAAAAGGGGGAGCCAAGUGCCUCUUACUCAGAACUCUUUGGUCAGGUUGACAAGGCAGUCGACCAACGGCUCAAGGAGAUGAAUUUGGAGGCCCGGGUCGUCACCAGAGAAGAGUUCAUAUCCAAGUUGGAAGGGCAUUUCCGCAACCACAGUGCCACCGUCGAGAAGGAGCUGGCGGCUAUGAAUGACAAGAUCUCGCAAGCACUGGGCAUUGCUCGGGAUGCCAAGAGUUCUGCCAAUCUUCCCCCUGGUCUGAGCCGCUCCGAAGUCGAGAGCCUUGUGGGCGAGAUGGUGCGCCGGGCCGUUGGAGAAGCCCAGUUGGAGGCCUUGGCCAGGGGUACUAUCAAGUCCCAUUUCAGCACCGAGCUUCUCACUCAAAAGAACUACUUCAGCACCCUUCGAGGAUGUCUUAUCGAUCCGCACCUGACUUCAGCUACGUAUGACUGGAGGGCGAAGAGGGAUGCGGUGAAGCAAGACGAGCCAAAACCCAGAUCCUGGAGCUUCAGUGACUGGAUACUUGGGGGGGAUCCUGCGGUAUUCCGCCCCGGGAGAAAGUUCACCGGCAUGUCCUUUGCUCCGGCCGCUGCGCUAGAAAGAUGGCACGACGACGGGGAGUGCUGGUGUGCGGCGCACGAGAAUGGCACGCAAAUCGCAGACCUGUCGAUCUACACUGCCGAGGUUCUCAUUCCGCAAUACCUGGUUGUGGAACACAUCAGCCGCGAUUCUACUUUCGACCCGGGGUCCACGCCCAAAGACAUCGAGUUCUGGGUCAAGGCCCCGGGCGACAGCAGUCAGCGGCCCCUGGACGAAUGGAGCAAGAACAAGUGGACCGAACCCCCUACGAUUCCAGCAAUGAAGCUCCAAGAGAAGGGUUUCGUCAAGGUCGGAGAAUUUGAAUUCGACUCGGGAGGAGGAAAGGGCGAGACCCAGGUCUUCAAGCUGCCCAAAGAGCUGGAGGACUUUGGGGUAAGGACCCAGCAGGUGUUGGUGCGCUCCAACAGCAACUAUGGAGCAAGCGACCACACCUGUUUCUACAGGCUGCGACUCUUUGGCCUGAAGCCGGACGGGGAUAGCAACAAGCCAGAGGCGGGUGACCCAGAGCACAAGGACCUUUGACAGGCUUUUCCUUUGUAACAGGAGGAUAGAAGCUCGAGAGAGGGCGUUUGCUAUUUUGGCACCCAGCACGAUGGAUGGAUGACCCGUUGGUGCACACGAGCAGAGAUGAUGCCCUCGAG
Diaporthe batatas is the source of this 4054-nucleotide messenger RNA. RefSeq lists its product as uncharacterized. The record is from RefSeq and is a predicted model, not a curated record. Gene Ontology annotation, molecular function: protein-membrane adaptor activity. Gene Ontology annotation, biological process: nuclear envelope organization. Bases 507 to 3935 code for a protein of 1142 amino acids. Gene Ontology annotation, cellular component: nuclear envelope; meiotic nuclear membrane microtubule tethering complex. The transcript has 3 exons. NCBI's taxonomy places the organism in Eukaryota, Fungi, Ascomycota, Sordariomycetes, Diaporthales, Diaporthaceae.